Molecule: messenger RNA, 477 nt
Organism: Aspergillus homomorphus CBS 101889
Lineage: Eukaryota; Fungi; Ascomycota; Eurotiomycetes; Eurotiales; Aspergillaceae
Exons: 2
Coding region: 1-477 (158 amino acids)
Source: RefSeq, a predicted model, not a curated record
AUGAUCAGAUUCCUGACUUUGAUGGACAAGGCAGAUUACGCGGCAAAGGUCGCUCAGACAGCUAGGUGGCCUGAGGAUCUGCAAAUUUCUGGGAAACGGAUCGCUGUCCUGGGCAAUGGCUCCAGCGAAAUGCAAUGCAUCGGUGCCCUGCAGUCUGCGGUGGAUACACCUAACUUGGACUUCCUCAGGGUAGUUAUCAAUGGGUUCGAAUUGAAGCAAGCCUACGUAGUGCUGAACAUCAUGGAUGAGCAACACACUAUCUUGAAGAGUCAGUAUAUGUACGUGGCAGGUAUGAGAGGCAUACAAGACACCUUGGACUCCGGGCCCGCGGAAAUUCUGUCAAUGGCUCAUCUAAGACAGCCACCAGAGCCUCGCAAGUCAUCUGCGCAAAACAUCAGUCUGGAAGUUGGGCUUCUUAUUCUCCAGGAGUUGAAACUGUCACUUGACGUCCUGAAGGGCCAUGAAGUCUUUUCUUAA